AUGGAAAUAAAAAUUGACUGUAUUGCUGUAACAACUUUGGCAGCAGUUGGACCAGAGCUGGCCCCACCACGGGACCUGAUCAUGAUCACUUUGAACACCAAUUAUGCAUUAAGCUGGGACUGGGACCAGAAUCACACAGAGAGUCAUGCUGUCACCUUUACCACACAAUAUGUUGGGAAGUAUAAGCUGGAGUCCCAGAAGACGAGUCCAAACUGGUCCACGGCAUGUGAGGCAAAGUCACGCAGGUCAUGUGAUCUUACAAUGCGCGGCCUGAACUACCAUGGCAUUUAUGUGCUUCGUGUUCGAGCCAAUGCAAAUGGGCAUCACUCCAAAUGGGUCCAAUUGGAAUUCUGCCCUGAUAAAGAUGCUGCUCUGGGCCCUCCUGCCAAAGUGGACCUUGCACCUGCUGGAAGUGACCUCGAUGUUUUCAUCUCUGAACCAUUGACAAGCAUCAACACCUCCAUGAAGGAACUUUCAAAAAUGUACUACCACAUCCUCUACUGGGAUCAUCCUGAAGACUCAAAGGCCUUAAGAACCCAGACGUUAAGCAGCGAGGCCAAACUGGUGACUUUGCCAGGCCUAAAGGCUUGGACGUUGUACUGUGUGAGCAUCCAGUCAUGCAACGACUUCUACAACAAGAGCAGUAGCUUCACUUCGCCCCAGUGUAUGGAGACUGAAGGUAAUACUCCAUGGUGGCAGAUCAUCCUGUACUUCGUGGGCUCUCUGGUGAUCUUCUUCCUUGUCAUGCUGCUCAUACUCUGCGGCCCCUUUUGGUGCUACAAAACACUCAAGGCAAAGUUGUACCCCUCCAACCAGUUGCCUCCACAUUUCAAGGAAUAUCUCUAUGACUCUCGUAGUUCUGACAUUCCUCGCCUCCUCACUCCGGGUUCAGAAUCAGAGCUGCUGUGUGAUAAUGUGAUUAUUUGUGCUGAGCCAACAGCCCUGGAAAUCCACAUAUUUCGUCCUGAUGCCAUGGCAGCUCCUCCAUCAGACCUGAAGUCAGAUACCAGUGGAAGACACAGUCGGCAGCAGCAGCAGCAGUGGAGACUCUGGAGUUUUAUCUACUGGGGGAACCUCCAACCUGUCACAGCUCAACAGCAGUCAAACCUGCACAGGAACGGAAGACCUGGAGCAGGUAAAGAUGCAGGAAAUGACUCCAGGGCUCGAGACAUAACUUCUGAUAGCAGAUGA
Messenger RNA from Limanda limanda (common dab), 1191 nucleotides. Its product is annotated as interferon alpha/beta receptor 1b-like. The transcript is spliced from 8 exons. The record is from RefSeq and is a predicted model, not a curated record. Lineage: Eukaryota; Metazoa; Chordata; Actinopteri; Pleuronectiformes; Pleuronectidae. Gene Ontology annotation, molecular function: interferon receptor activity; protein binding. The coding region runs from base 1 to 1191 and encodes 396 amino acids.